UUUUGCAGGUUUUUGGAGUUUUUGAUCACAAAAACUGUUUGUUUGCGGUCAAAUCAUACAUAUUCGGAUUCAGCGCAACGAGCUCUAUCCAACCAUGUAUAGAAAUCGAAAAAACAAAAAGUAAUCGCCAAAAGAACUUGGCCAUCAAAGAUCUCGGAUCUUCUCAAUUUUGUAGAAAAAUUUCUAAUCUUUAGACUUUUUUUCUGCUUUUUAAAAUCCGUGAUCGAGCUAAAAUUUGACUCAUACAUCGGUAAAAUAACAGGUGCACAGACAGAUGAGCCUCUCACAGGUGCGGCUUACCCAAAGAAUAAGACAGACAUUAUAUGAUGUAGUUCGCUACGAUUAAAAAAUCCAGACAUCAGGUAUAAUUGUUGAUAAAUAUAUCUGUCCGAAUGAUUAACGUUUGCACUAAAAUCAAGAAUGAGGUGGCGGGGUAUACUUUUAAAAAACAAAAAAGCUAUAUUUCGUCGACGCUUCCAGGAAUCUUGAUUUGAAACGGGAUCUUGAAACGAAAAACGGCGUAUUAUUUCCGAGACCAACAUCAGUCGAAGAUAUAAAAAAAAGAUAGUCAAAAAAGAUGUAAUUUCUCACAUUAUGGAAUGUGACAAAUACAUUUUUUGUCUGAUAUACCCUCGUCGAUUCAUGGAGACAAAACAAUUUUAAAGACCAUAUUUUUUACCAUCAUCACACACACACGCUGCAAUCACAUAAAUUUUUGACGUUGUUCUUUUUGUUCUUGCUCAAGGUUCACUUAUCGGUGGACUCAAAUAUUGGAAGCUCAAAUGUCAAGAGCUGAGAUGUCGGAAGGCUCAUUUGUCGAGGCUCAUCUGUCGUGCUAUCAGAAUAACAAGUUAAGACGAUCAAAGGAUCGCCAUGUUUAACUAUUUUCUUAUUUGCAGGAACCGAUGCAUUUUUCUUUUUUAAAAAAAGCGAUUCACUCUCAUCUCACACUCUUCGACUUCUUACUUUUUGCUUCGACAUACGACCGGCUUUUUGAACUCAAAAUAUAUUAUUCACACAUAUUACCUAUGAGUUUUAUCGAUGAGAGAACGCGUUUACCGUAUAUGGAGAACACAUUCAUGCGUAGACUUUUUGACAAAUGCGUAUCCUCACAUAGUAAGUUAUGGUCAGUUUCAAGCAUCUUGUAAAUGGAGCGACAAUUCUCGGCGUACCAGUAAAACAGAACCGAACUCUUUGCCACUAUAUACCAAAAGACUAAAAUGGUAUAGCAAGUUUACACAUUUUUAACAAGAUUUCUUCAGAUGUAUUACCCUCAUUAUGAGAUUUAUUGCUCAGUUACUGUAUUUGAAUAAGCCUAUACAAAACAAGAAAUCUAAGAUUUUUCCAUACAACUAUCUUUUUCAUUUUUUUUAAUUAUUCAAAAUGAUGAAUAUACCUUUAUGUGAUGAUAAAAAAAUGGUAUCGAUCAUACUAACUUAUUCUCAUCUACAGAAAAACACAUCAUCACAGAUCAUUUAAUCAUUUGAACUAGAUUAAUACAAAGCGAGAACAAAAACAUUGUAAGAGACAGACACUGUUCGAUAAGAGAUAAGAGAAAAAAAUGAUAAAUAUCAUAGAUAUCUCUGUGUACAAAAGGGAAUAUGUUGUGUAUGUCGAUGGUAUACAGAAAUAGUUAGACAUUCAAUAUUUUAAAAAUAGUUCGAAUUCAAUCUCUUGGUACCAUGAAACUAUCUUCUGUGAUACUGAACUUCUUUCUUCAGUUUUUUUCUUCUUAUUUUCAUCCUGGACAAAACAAAACAAAACAAUAUCAAUAUAAUUAUCAUUUUAAAAUUUUCUAGUUCAUACGAAUGAAAAAAAUGAAUUUAUUCAAAAAUUAAAUGAUUUAUUUCAAAUAUCAUCAGAACAAUUGACUUUGACUAAUUUAUUUUUAAAAAUUUAUGAAUUAUUCAUUCAACAUCAACAACUUGGAAAUAUUGAUGAUACAUUUCGAAAAUUAAAUGAAUAUAAUUAUCUAAUAACAAAUUAUGGUGAACAAUCAUUUGAAACUUUACUAAAAAAUUUGAAUACAAUUAUUUCAAAUCAACAGAAAUUAGAUUAUUGUCUUAGUAGAUGGAAUGAAAAUUUUGGUAUGAAUGAAGAAAAUUUAACGAUCGAUACGUUAGAAACAAAUUUAUUCACAAAAUUUAAUACACAAAAUUUAAUUCUAUCGCGUUCGAAUCAAUUUCUUCAAGAUUGUUCCAACUUAUUUAGAGAAUCUGAUCUAACAUUUGAUAAUUUAUUUUCAAAAUUAAAUCAAAUUAUGUAUCAUCAACAAAAAAUUGAUUCGUUACUUCGUUCUUAUAACUGUAAUAAUAUUGAUACAUUAGAACAAUAUUUAAUUCAACUAGAACAACAACAACAACAAUAUCUUGUUCAACAGUUAAACGAUUCACAAGAACGACAAACUCAAAAUGAUCAAUUUUUUAGUCAAUGUCAACAACUAUUUACAUCUGACUAUUCUCUGCAAUCGGAAGAUAUUUUAGGAAAAAUUCAAGAAUUAAAAAAUCAAGAGAAAAAUAAGAGUGAAUUUAUGGAAAAAUGCAAAAUAUUGUUUGAUCAAACGUCUGAGACAGUAACAUCAUACGAUAUGAUAUUAAAUCAAAUUGAAACUUUAAAACAAAUGAAUGACAUGAGUAAAGAACGAGAACAAGUGUUAAUAAAAUUCUUAGAUGAAUGUCAACAUAAAAUGGGUGAAGUAGAAAAUAAUGUUGAUUUAAUGAAAAAUAUUCAACAUUUGAUUGAUUUUAAACAAAAAUUAGAAACAAUCACUGGUCAUAUUGCUGAUGAUUCUUAUAUAGAAAUAUUGAAAUCGACUAAUGAUCAACUAUCAUCCUUUGGUGUAUCAAAAGUUGAUGAUUUAUGUUUACGCUUGCAACAAUCCGAAUAUUCUUGUCAACAAAUGUUAAAUGAUAACCAAAAAAUUAUGAAUUAUGUUUAUGAACAAUGUCCACACAUUCCGAUCGAAUCUCGAAUCGAUCCACUUCGCACAGUUGAAUGUGUAACUCAACUCUAUGUUCAACAAUCGGAAGAUAUUAGACAAAUGAUAUUAGGUAAGUUAAAUCUGGUGUGUAAAUAAUUAACCCUUUACCCCCCCAUAGCGGUUCCAGAAGAGCCACUGACAAAAUAACUUUAUUAAUGAAGUACUAGUCCCCUAGUAUGCCAAUGGUGCGGUCUGAUCCACCGAAUGUCCUGGCCCUAGAGGAGGGUGGUUUGAUUGAUCUCACAAUCCUGUGGUGGAGGAAGGGAAUUGAACUACAUUGUAAUACUUGAUUUUUUUUCUUUGACCACAUUAUUGAGUAGGCCGAAACAACAUCUACCUCGUGCUAUUA
Didymodactylos carnosus is the source of this 3329-nucleotide messenger RNA. The record is from the annotation of a GenBank genome assembly. Lineage: Eukaryota; Metazoa; Rotifera; Eurotatoria; Philodinida; Philodinidae.